This is a messenger RNA of Ilex paraguariensis (yerba mate), 1027 nucleotides long. The record is from the annotation of a GenBank genome assembly. Lineage: Eukaryota; Viridiplantae; Streptophyta; Magnoliopsida; Aquifoliales; Aquifoliaceae.
GACAAUGAUAGAGGAAUGGGACCUCUAAACUGCCAUACUAAAGAAGUUCGCAAGGAAGGGACAUGCCAAAUCAUUUGAAUAAGGCUACAUUGAUUUGAUUUGAGCUUCUGCAUUUCUAAUCCAUGGUUUUCCAUGUCAAUCAGGGUAGCGUAGGCCCUGUAUCCACUACCACUGUUCUUGCUGAGUCAGGCCCUAGCGGGCAGGUGCAUCUCUUAUCAACAUCAGUUUCUCAUCUACCUGACAGGCCUGACCAGCCAGAAUGCCGGCACUUCAUGAGCACUGGAAGCUGUAGAUAUGGAUCUGAUUGCAAAUACCAUCACCCAAGAGAGAAGUUUGCUCAAUUGGCAUCAAAUUCCUUAGGUCCAUUUGGGCUUCCCUUGAGACCUGGGCAACCUGUAUGUCCCCACUACCAUCUUUAUGGACUUUGCAAGUAUGGCCCAACUUGCAAAUUUGAUCAUCCCUCGACAGGAUAUUCAUAUGGCUAUAAUUGGAACCUGUCUACUGUACCUGUUGUUGAUCCAUCUAGUUUCUCAUAUCAGAGAAAUCCAGCAUUCCAGCCAUUUGAUACGGCUCCCUCUAAAUCGUCAAAGGUUGCUGAGUGGAUUCGAAAAUCUGAUGCUGCAAGCAAAGAAUAUCGGAACCCGGACACUACUACUUCUGAAGAUUCACCAGAACAUACUGGUUCUCCAACAAAUUCCUUGCCAAAUUCUGAACUUCCACAUGACCAGUCUGAUUGAGUCAUUUUCUUAUGCUUCCUUUUUCUACGUUUCAUUUUGUUGUGUAGUUCCUGUCAAAUGAGUAGCCUGUGACUUGUGCCUCCUGUUCUCCCCCACCCUUUUUGACUGGGAUUCUUUGGAAUGGGAUAGGUUGUUUGGAGGUCCCAUGCCACGAGUAAAAGUUGGGGGUUUGGCAGACUUUUUUUGUUGAAUAAAAUGCAGGUGGAUAUAUUAUAGAGUACCUUUAUUAUUGUUUCGUUUUUUUCCAGAUGAUAUUUGUUUUCUUUGUGAGUUUGCGGUGAGUGAUUCAG